Messenger RNA from Paramuricea clavata, 3215 nucleotides. The record is from the annotation of a GenBank genome assembly. NCBI's taxonomy places the organism in Eukaryota, Metazoa, Cnidaria, Anthozoa, Malacalcyonacea, Plexauridae.
UGCAAUGUAGUCACUCACAAUUUACUCUAAGGACAGGGCAAUCUUAUAAUUUGAUACAAUAUUCUAAACUGUUUGUAUUAUUUCCUGUGUAGAAUUGACAUGGAUAGUGCAGAAUUUUUGGAGGAACUGAGACCUUUUCUUCUUCAGACAACAGAACAUUUUGUCCAUGAACUAUUGUCGUUCGCUAAAGCUCCGUUUGACAUGGCUUCAUAUGAUGAAUGUGUUGUGUAUCCUUGGCCAGAAGAACGUUUCCGCGCCGCCAUUACUCGUGAUGGAGAUAAUAUGAACGAGGAAAGGGAAGGUAUGAUAAAGAGAGAAUUGUAUUUUACGUCAUGUUUGCUGCUACUUUGUGACAGUGGUGGUACAGUGAAUUUACUUUUUUUAAAUAUCCAGCUAUAUCUGGUUUAACUCUACUCCAUGCUUCAGAACAACAUGGACUACGACUCAGUUAGCAGUCUCAGAUUAGAAAUUUCAAGUUUUCAAACCUUCCCCCAAAAUAAUGUGAAUUAUAGCUUUUUCAAAUUGCAAAAUAUCAAUUAUGUCAUUCAUAUCGGUUUCUUAUUUCCUACUGACUAGUAUUUAGCAUUGAUCAGCUGGUUGCAUGAUUGCAUUUACUCAAAUACAGACAAAUAGUACAGGCCUGCGACUGCUAAAAGAUGUACUGUAUAUAUGUUACGAUUGCUACACACACGCCGUUCCUCAGAAAGCUGCUAUUGCCAGCCGCCAUGCGGCAUUAGGAAAUGUUUAUAAUAAAUCUUUCAAUUUAUUAGUUUAUUUGCCGAAAAUCGACUACAAUAACAACAAAAACAACCUUAAAACUCGCAAAAAAACGUUCGCAGUACGUACGUUCUGAAAUCAUACGUUUUUGUUUCUAUGGCAACCGUCUCCUGAUUGGCGGCAUAUAAUGCCCAAUCAACAUAAAUUAAUAUAAAUUAAAAAUGUUUUAUACAAUGUUGUUCUACACUAUAUGUUAUGCUUUCAGUGUAGUUUGAAAUGCUUUACUUUCAGUUUAUAUUGUUUUCCUCUCAGUAUUCCCAAUGUGAUGGUCAUCUAGUAUCGAUACUACUAUCACAAUAGUUACCAGCAUUACAUCAUCCUGUCAACCUGCCCUAGUCAAGUAUCAUGUAUUUGUCUUAUGGUGCGGGAGUGUGGAGUAGAGUGUUCCCCAUUAAACCUUCCUCACUAACCUAACGUAUGGUAAAUCUUCCUCACGAGUGGUACCCGAAUACCCGCAGCUUUUUUGCAACUCUGACUCAAUGUUGUGCUGUAGUUUAUUUAUUCGUUUAUUUAUUUGUGUUGUGUUAUACAUAACUUAAUUAAAAUUAACCAUUUUCUGUCUCUAGGUCAUUCUUCACCGGUUGUUUGCACUCAGCCAAUCUCAGAAAGCACUCCCCUCUCACGAUGUGCGUGGAGUGACACUCCUGCAGGAUUACACCAAGUGUCUCGUGUACAGGAUAGCCCUAUACCUCACGGUGAAAGUCUCCGGCCAGUCGAAGUAAAUGAAGUUAUUGAGAUAAGCGACUCAAAUGAAGGUUCCGAGAGAAUGGAUGAGGGCAAAAAACAGACUGAGUAUUCACAAAAUAUUGUAUCUGAAGAAUAUGGGGAAAAUUCUGAACGUGUCCAAUCAAGCCCAAAUGAUUGCCAUAUUUCGCUAACACGUGCAAGUGUAUCUGAGGCUGUGCAAAGUGACAAGAGUGCAGAAAGAGAGGAAUUAUUUACUUCUGAAAAGCACAAGACAGACAGAGCUGAACAUGUACAUCGACACAUACAUAAGCAUGUGCACAAACAUACACAUAAACAUAGACAUGAGCAUAAACACAAAUAUAGAUCCAAACAUAAACAUAAAAAUGAACACGAGCACAAGCAUAAACGCAAGCACAAACAUAGAGAUGAAUAUGAGCAUAAAAGGUAUGAUGUUACAAAUGAUGAUUUGUCUGUUGGUGAAGCAUUGUCAUGCGUUUCGCGAUCUGCUGUACAUUACGCUACUCAAGUUGGCCAUUCUGAAAUUCAAACAAAUAACGUUGGGCAAGUUCAUUCACCGAAACUGGAAGAAAUGCGCAAAGAAAUUGACGAGUUAAACGUUCUAAUACAACAACAUGAAGAACAACUUUUGAGUUUAAACAGAAGGACAGAAAGCUAAUGAUGAAACUUGUGCGAUUAGAGAUCAAUCAAGAUAUGGUUUGCAUGGGAACUCUGCGAAAGAGUUCGUUUUGUCUUUUUCUUCAUGCCAACUGACCUGUGCACGCCGCGGUGAAGACCAGUGGCGUAGCCAGAACGAUAAUUGGGGGGGGGGGGGCAUAUUCAUAUAUUCGUGUUCUGCUUUAUUAAUUUCUUUUGAAAUCAAUUGUUUUCAUGGUAUGUGAACACGAAUAUAUGAAUAUGUCCCCCCCCCCCCAAAAUUAUCGUUCUGGCUACGCCACUGGUGAAGACAAUUUAUUUUUGGCAUAAGGAAGCAACCAUCCAAUGGCAUUAUCUCGUCGAAUCACUCAACUGUACUAUUGAAAUAUUGUUACAGUAAUUAAUAACUAAUAAAGCAAAAUUUCAAAAGAUUUGUGCACGGUGAAGCCGUCGCAACAUAAAAUCGUAGCUCUUCGUAGAGACAUUUUGUUGAGUUUCCAGACCAUAUCUCGAUUGACCAUGAUUAGAAGAAUAAAGUUUUAUUUGAACAACUCUAUUCAGUUACAUAUGUUAACUGUUCUACCAAUAGGCUCUGUAGAGUGAGCGCGAAUCAGUGCUGAGCACUUACUGUAUAUUCGACUGGAUUAGUAUCAUGAACUUCGUACAUGCAGUAAAACUGUACUACGACUUUUUUUCAAUUUAUAUAAUUCACCCUUGCUUUUUAGUGCAGAGUUUCUUUGAAACUGUGCACUAUUGUGAUGAGUGGCGAAAAUUCACAUCUGUCAUACAUCAGAUAUCAUAGAGUAAACUUUCCGGGGGGUGUAUACGAUUUAUCGUCGUGGUGAUUUAUUCUACUUAGUCAGUGCUUUGAAGGUUAUUUAGGCAAUUUCAGUUGUCUUAUUUAAAUACUUAUUUUGUCCUUUUGCCAAGUUCACAAAAAUUUCCAGGAAUUGUUGUUAUUGCAAAUUUUUGUCAAUUUUAUAACAUUCGCUUCUCCGUGUUGUGUGAAAGAUCUUUUCCCCGGAACACCCAUUUUUUCUUUAGCAGCGCAAAUGCGCAUGUGCUAUCAAGCUGUAGAUCACGAUGGCGUGACGAAU